Melanotaenia boesemani (Boeseman's rainbowfish) is the source of this 2265-nucleotide messenger RNA. It is a transcript of the gene arsk, whose product is annotated as arylsulfatase family, member K. Lineage: Eukaryota; Metazoa; Chordata; Actinopteri; Atheriniformes; Melanotaeniidae. The record is from RefSeq and is a predicted model, not a curated record. The coding region runs from base 122 to 1687 and encodes 521 amino acids. The transcript has 8 exons.
CGUAACCAGCAUUUCUAGGUAGACAACGGCAGGAAAAGAAGAGUUGAACUUUUGCUCCUUUUAUGAAGUGCUUAGUUUUAAAUCAGCAAGUAUAUUAAAUUGCAGGGAGUAAAUAGAAGUCAUGAAUACGUUUUUGUGGACUUUGGUUUUCUUUCUCCAAAGUUAUGCUAAAAGUGUUUGUCAAAAUAUUACUAGACCCAACAUUGUGAUGGUGAUGAGUGAUGCGUUUGAUGGACGGCUGUCCUUUGAUCCAGGCAGCAAAGUUGUACAACUUCCCUACAUAAAGUACCUCAGUGAGCUUGGCUUAACCUUUGUUAAUGCUUACACCAACUCACCCAUCUGCUGUCCUUCAAGAGCAGCAAUGUGGAGCGGUCAGUUUGUCCACCUCACUCAGUCAUGGAACAAUUACAAGUGCUUAGAUGCAAACACAACUACAUGGAUGGAUUUGCUGGAGAAGAAUGGCUAUCGCACAAAGAUGUUGGGCAAGCUGGAUUAUACCUCAGGGAGUCACUCUGUCAGUAAUCGUGUUGAGGCAUGGACACGAGAUGUUCCGUUUCUCCUGCAACAAGAGGGCCGGCCUGUUUCUCAACUUGUUGGUAAUAAGUCAACUGUGAGGAUCAUGAAACAAGACUGGGAAAACACAGAUAAAGCUACACAGUGGAUCCAUCAGACAGCUGCUCUCUCACACCAGCCCUUUGCUCUUUAUCUUGGCCUCAAUUUACCUCAUCCUUAUAAAACUGAAUCUCUGGGACCCACUGCAGGUGGAUCCACCUUCCGUAGCUCUCCAUACUGGCUCAAAAAGGUAUCCUCUGACCUCAUCUCUGUUCCCAAGUGGCUGCCUAUGGCUGCCAUGCACCCUGUUGACUACUACUCCACAUUCACAAAAAACUGCAGUGGUGACUUUACUGAGGAGGAAAUUAAAAGCAUCCGGGCCUUCUAUUAUGCCAUGUGUGCUGAAACAGAUGCCAUGUUGGGCCAGGUGAUUUCAGCACUGCGAGAGACUAGCCUGUUUAACAACACAGUUGUGAUCUUUACAGCUGACCAUGGGGAGUUAGCCAUGGAGCACCGGCAAUUCUAUAAAAUGUCAAUGUUUGAAGGCAGUUCCCAUGUUCCCCUGCUCAUCAUGGCACCUUGGCUGAUGUCUGGCCUGCAAGUCAACCAGCUUGUCUCUUUAGUUGACCUCUAUCCAACCAUCCUGGAAAUCGCUGGUAUUUCAGCUACAGGUAACCUAAGUGGCCACUCCCUUCUUCCUCUGCUGUCCAAAUCCACUGAUUUUUCUAAGAAGCAACAUCCAGACUGGGCACUGAGUGAAUAUCAUGGUUGUAAUGCCAAUGCCUCUACAUAUAUGCUUAGAAGUGGCAAAUGGAAAUAUAUUACCUAUGCUGAUGGCCUAAGUGUCCCCCCUCAACUUUUUGAUCUAACACUGGACAAGGAUGAACUUCACAAUGUGGCUCUUAAAUUCCCACAUGUGCAGGUACAUUUGGACAAGAUAUUGCGCAGCAUUGUAGACUAUCCAAAUGUCUCUACAGCUGUUCAUCUCUACAAUAAAAAAGCAUUUGGUGAAUGGCGCAGUAGCUUGGGGAGAAACUACAGCCAGACCAUUGCUAACCUCAGAUGGCAUGUGGAUUGGCAGAAGGAUAAGUUAAACAAUGAGAAAGCGAUUGAUAAAUGGCUCUAUGGCUCUUAAGGACAUUUUCAGGGUUAUCAUGGUGGUUAACUUUAAGCCUUCUAUUUCAAUAAAAUGGAUUUGCACUAUGAAAAUUUUACUCAUGCACUUUUUAAAAUUGAGAGAGUCAUUGCAAAGUUUUACUGCCUGUAUCUUUUUUUUCUUUCUUUUUCUGUGUAACAGUUUAAAUAGUGGAUGAUCCCAGAGUAUCUUUUAUAAUGUCAUAACUCGUAGUUUAACUUGAAUUUGUAUUUUCACAUCUUUGACCUGGGCCACACGGUGGUGUGGAGGUUAGCACUGUGGCCUCACAGCAAGAAGGUCACUACUUUGAACCUUUCUAUUUGGAGAUUGCAUGUUCUUGCUGUGUAUAAAUGGGUUUUUUCCAGGUAUUCUGGCUUCCUCCCUCUGCCCAGACAUGUAUGUUAGGUUAAUUGAAAUUCUAAAUUCUCCCUAGGAGAAGCGUAUGUGAUUGUCUUUCUGUGUUGGCCCUAUCGCAGGGCCAACACAGGCUGUACCCUGCUUCUUGGUUGCUAAUUGCUGGGAUAGGCUCCAGAUUCCCCACAGCCUUGAAUUGGACUAAGCCCCACAGAAAAUUAAUG